Molecule: messenger RNA, 2368 nt
Organism: Photinus pyralis (common eastern firefly)
Lineage: Eukaryota; Metazoa; Arthropoda; Insecta; Coleoptera; Lampyridae
Product: O-acyltransferase like protein-like
Exons: 12
Coding region: 110-2263 (717 amino acids)
Molecular function (GO): acyltransferase activity, transferring groups other than amino-acyl groups
Source: RefSeq, a predicted model, not a curated record
UUUGAUAGAACAGCAACAAUACAUAAUUCAGUUGCGGUACCAACAAGUGCAGUGUAAUUAAUAAUUAUUAUUUUGCGGUUAGAAUUAACAUUCGUAAAACGUAGACGCGAUGAAAAAUUCACCUUCGAUUCCUUUUUUUGUCAUAAUGUUUCUAAUUAGAAGCAUUACUGGCAGUGUGCGCGAUGGAUUUUUGCAACCCUAUUCUUCUUUUAAGGAAGACGGAGUGCUUAACGUAUCCAUUAGUACGGUCAGUCGUUCUAAAUCGAUAAUUGAAGAAAAUGUAUGUUUUGCGAAUUCCUCAUGUUUAGAAGGAACCGGCUACUCCCAGGUUUUAAAACAACUCACCAAGUAUGCCUACUCUCCCGUUCGUUUCAACCUGGACAUUCCUGGAGUGAAUACCAAGUGCAAGGUUCAAAGUCUCCAAUAUCAACGCGCCCUUGAUCUCUUUGAGAUGUGGGCACUUAAGAUGUACGAUUCAAAUGCGAAAAUUCCGUCUGGUAUUUUGAACGGAAAUAUCAACCAGUUGGGAGAUUUUGAUCUCUGCUUGUCAGUCGACGAGAAAAAACUGCAAUUGAAGGGACAAUACUGCCUUGCGUCGUUGCAAAUUAAAACGCCCUUAAAUGGACAACUGAGCGCUAUACACAAAUUGGUCCACUCGCACUACAUGCUCAAAAGCAACCUGGAUGACCCCGGUCAUCGUGUACCUCGAUUUUCGAGCAUUAACUGGGCGAUAUGCGUGCCAAAUUUGUGCGAGCCUGGAGACGUUCACUUGGCGGUACAAAAAGCGGUCGAUGCAAUCUUCAAUGGAACCAAUCUGGACGUUGAGGUCAUGGUCGAUCCUAUUAUGUGCCAAACUGCACAAAGUGAGGAACUGUCGUGGUUAACGUAUCUGGUAGGAACAUUAUUUUUAGCAGUGAUUCUAUUGUCAUUUAUUGCGACCGUUUAUGACUGCUACUCAGUUGAAAAAACAAAGCUCUAUGUGGCGUUUUCGUUAAAGAAGAAUUUAUCGGCCCUAUUUUCUACUAGGAGAUCAUCAGACGACAUCGAGGCGCUUCACGGAAUUCGAUUUAUUAACGCUUUUAUGCUGGUCAUAUCCCAUAAGUCGAUGGCAUCAUUUUUCGUGCCGUACGUGAACAGAACGAGUAUGAGCGAGAUCAUGGGAAAACCAUGGACAGUGAUCGGCCGAGCCGCCAGCCUUUACACAGAUCCUUUCGUGAUGAUGUCAGGAAUGCUCACCACACACUGCCUGCUCAAGAAGUUGAACAACAAACGCCCAGUCAACAUUUUACAAGAAUAUGUCUCACGACUGUUCCGAAUCGUACCGACAUUAGGAGCCCUAAUAUUGUUCUGCACGUUUAUUUUACCAUCCGUGAGCUCUGGACCAAAUUGGAAGCUAGUAGUCACCCACCACGCCGACAUUUGCAAAAGAUAUUGGUGGAGAAACAUGCUUUUUAUACAUAAUUAUUUCGGUUUUAAGAACAUGUGUCUUACUCACACUCACCACGUUGGACUUGAUACGCAGCUGUUUUUGGUUGCGAUCAUAGUUGUACCGCUGGUAUGGAGGUGGCCAAAGAGGGGACUGGCAAGUCUAUUUGUACUUGCUGGGUUAUCUACUGCAUUGCGAUACUACGCCACCUAUUCAAGAAAAUUGUCCAAUUUCGUUCAUUUUGGUACAUCGAUUGAGCAACUUUUUGAUACAGCUGAUCAUAUGUAUAUCUUACCAAUCCACCGAGCAACUGUAUACAUACUUGGAGUUUUACUGGCAUUCCUUCAAUGCAACUAUCAGAGCGUCAAUUUGAGCAAGUCACAAAUCAGGCUCGGCAACACACUAUCGUUACUCUGUUUGGGGGUCUCAUUUUUAGGACCUUCCUUUAUGGGUAGCAUCGAUUACGUUUAUAAUCCAACGGACGCCGCUUGGUAUGCGGCUUUUGCACCUAUCUUUUGGUGCUUGGCAUUUGCUUGGAUUAUUUUCACGGCACACACAAAGCAAACAGGAUUUAUCGGUAAAAUACUGUCGCACAAAUUUUUCCUGAUUACCACAAGACUGUCCUAUUCGAUAUAUUUAACGCAGUUCCCAAUUUUCUUUUACAACGUGGGAACUACAAGGAACGCAGAGUACUACGACUUCAUCAGCAAAACUCUAAACGUCGCCGAAUGGUUAUGGAUCAUUUUGUGUUCGAUCCUUUUGAGUUUGCUAUUCGAGCUUCCCUUCCAAAAUAUUCGAGAUAUAAUAUUGAAGAAAGGCGAACGACUUCAAAAAUAGGAGACAAUUACCGUAAUCUUCGAUUGUCAGCUUCUUUAUUUUCUAGUCUUUAAGUAUUUAAGAAUGCCAAUUGAUAAGCCAUAAUAAAAGAUUUAUUAGCUGGAA